Messenger RNA from Sphenostylis stenocarpa, 1599 nucleotides. The record is from the annotation of a GenBank genome assembly. Lineage: Eukaryota; Viridiplantae; Streptophyta; Magnoliopsida; Fabales; Fabaceae.
AUGUUGUACCACGAAAACCCUAUCUCGCAGUUCCCAGUACCAAUCACCAUUACAUUCUUCUUCUGCCUGUUCAUAUUUCUCUUCGUUAUUUCAUCCAUAUCCAGAAAGUUCCAAAACUACAGUGCUGCAACGAGAAAAGCACCGCCGGAAGCAAGCGGGGCGUGGCCUUUGAUUGGCCACCUCCAUCUCUUAGGAGGGUCGAAACCGCCACACGUCACGUUGGGCCACAUGGCGGACAAAUACGGCCCCGUCUUCACCUUGCGUCUGGGUGCUCACAGAACGCUGGUUGUGAGCAAUCAGGAAAUGAUCAAACAGUGCUUUACGGUCAACGACAGAGCGUUCGCUAGCCGUCCUAAAUACCUGGCCUUUGAAGUGUUGGGCUACGACUUUUCCAUGAUAGGGUUCAGCCCGUACGGUUCUUAUUGGCGCCGCGUGCGGAAAAUUGCCACCCUGGAGCUGCUCUCUUCUCACCGCAUAGACACGCUCAAGCACGUGAUGGAGGCCGAAGUGAAAGCGGCAAUGAAAGAGAGUUACAAUAUCUGGUUGAAGAACAAAAACAGCUGUUCCGAAAUGAAUAGGUGGUUUGGGGACAUAACGUUGAACGUUAUGUUCCGAGCGGUGGUGGGAAAACGUUUUGUUAGUGACGGCGGUGAGAGUGAAGAGAACGAACGGCUUCGAAAGGCGCUGAGGGAGGUGUUUGAUCUGAGCGGUUCAUUCACAGUGUCUGACUCUCUGCCAUAUUUGAGAUGGUUGGAUUUGGAUGGUAAGGAGAAGGAAAUGAAGAAAACGGCGAAAGAGUUAGAUAGGUUUGUUCAAGUUUGGCUCGAAGAACACAAACGAAGGAGGGAUUGUGAUUCAGGAGAACGGAAACAUGACCAGGACUUGAUGGACGUCCUUCUUGGGCUUGUUGAAGAGGGUGAAGAGUUCGAUGGUCAUGACGGUGAUGCCACAGUCAAAGCUACAUGCCUGGCUUUAAUUUUAGCUGGUUCAGACACUACAACAGGAACAAUGCUCUGGGCUCUCUCAUUACUUGUCAAUAAUCGGGAAAUUCUAAGCAAGGCCGUCCAUGAAUUAGAUACAGAAAUUGGGAGUGAAAAGAUGGUAGAGAUAUCAGAUUUGAAGAAGCUACAGUAUCUCCAAGCUAUUAUCAAGGAAACACUACGUUUAUACCCUGCUGCACCACUUAAUAUGCCACACGAGUCCAUGGAAAAUUGCAUAGUGGGUGGAUAUGAUGUACCAUCUGGAACACGUCUUUUGACUAACAUUUCAAAACUUCAUCGUGAUCCUUCUGUGUAUCCUAAUCCCUUAGAAUUUUGUCCAGAGCGAUUCCUAACAACCCACAAUGAAGUGGACCUCAAGGGUCAACAUUUUGAGUUGAUUCCAUUCGGUGCAGGAAGAAGAAUGUGUCCCGGACUUUCUUUCAGCCUCCAAUUACUGCAACUAACGCUUGCUACUUUAUUGCAUGGGUUUGACGUUGCAACCUGUGAUGGGGGACCAGUUGAUAUGCUUGAACGGAUUGGGUUAACCAACACCAGAGCCUCUCCACUUCAUCUCAUUCUUACUCCACGACUCUCUACUCAUAUUUAUCAUGAAAUUUAA